AUGCCAUCAGUGAGGACAGUGCCUCUCGGCUUGCUGCUUUUCAUCCUUGCUAUUGCCAGUUCACAUCAGUACUAUGAUCCGACCAUGCGAGAUUAUGUCGAAACGUGUGAUGAAAUGGCUCAAUUAGCUGGCGACAAUUUUUGCAGGGUAUUCGACAUUUGCUGUCGGGACCGUGCAAAGAACAAAUUGAAUGGCGAUCGCUGUCAAUUAACUGAUCCCACCAAUGGAUGUCAACUCACUUCCGAGGGUAAUGUGGAAUUUCUACGAUGUCGAGCUUAUAACUGUACCCCCGAAGUGACAACCACGACAACAACCACAACAACCACAGCACGUGCACUUUUUCUGAAAGAUUCCUCAUCAUGUAUCAACACAGGUGCACUCAUUACCGUAGUCGCAGUUGUCACAGCUAUUCAACUAAGCUUCAGGCAGUACUGUCAUUGGGUGUAA
This is a messenger RNA of Acanthocheilonema viteae, 447 nucleotides long. NCBI's taxonomy places the organism in Eukaryota, Metazoa, Nematoda, Chromadorea, Rhabditida, Onchocercidae. The record is from the annotation of a GenBank genome assembly.